This is a messenger RNA of Psilocybe cubensis, 4806 nucleotides long. RefSeq lists its product as uncharacterized. The transcript has 4 exons. The record is from RefSeq and is a predicted model, not a curated record. Bases 1 to 4806 code for a protein of 1601 amino acids. Lineage: Eukaryota; Fungi; Basidiomycota; Agaricomycetes; Agaricales; Agrocybaceae.
AUGGCAGAGCAUAAACGCGCUUACGCUUAUACUUCUGCUUCUGCUUCUGCGUUCGACUUUGAGCGGUACAACGACCCUAACAACGAGAACUACAACAACGCCUUUGAAAACCAAGAGAACUACAACCACCACUACAACGAGAACAACGAGAACAACGAGGACGGAAGCGGCAACGGGAACGGGAGCGGGAACACACGGCGCGUAGACUUUACAUCUCUCAUCAGACCCAUGUCCGCGCGCAAAUCCAAAUCCCACUCCAAAUCCCAAUCCCAAUCCCAAUCCAACUCCAAGGGGGUCGGGAAGGGAAAGGGAAAGGGAAAGAAGAGCGUGCUGAGUGUUAAUAGCUCGCCUAUGAAACCGCGCAACGGCGAUGCGCGCGUGUUGGGGGUUUCGUCGGGGGGUAACGUCGAUGGUGAUUUUGAUGGUGAUGUGGACUGGGAUAUGGGAAGAGAAAGGGAAAGAGAGAGGGAGAGGGAGAGAGACGUACGAGAGAUCGACACGCACAGGAUGCAGCUUAUCAGCCCGCCGCCUGAGGAGACGCUGUCGUUUAGGAGGCAGUCUAGUGUGAGACUGAGCGGACAGUUCACACCUUCUUUACUCGCCAACGCCAAUGUCAAUGAUGAGAAUGGGUCUCCACCCCGCGGGAGCGUCGGUGCCAAUGCCAAUUCUAAUGCCAAUGCCAAUGCCACCCCUACCACUACCGCAGUCAAUGCCACCACAGCCAAGAGGAAACGCGCCACUGCAAGUGCUAAGCGGGCGAACAAGGACGCCUCCCCCGCCGCCGCCGUUGUUUCCGUCGUGGACGCCCCUCAACACGAGCAGCUGAAUGAAUUAGAACCACCGCAGGAGAUAGAGCUGGAGAUGGAGAUAGAACAGACGCCGAACCCGAAACCGCGCAAGUUGGGCCGGCAUGUUCGUGUGGAGUCUAUGGAGAUGGGGUCGCCGACGAGGCCUUCUGCCUCUUCUUCUUCGGUACCAUAUCCAUAUUUGGAUUCACAUGCUCAGCAGGAAAAUGAGCCGCCGGUGCCUUCGACGCCUACGCGCAAACGCAAUGCGCACGCGGGUGUGAAUGGGACUGGGAACGGGACUAGGAAUGGGAGCGCGAGAGCACGGCGUAUGAUGCUGCGUAGUCCACAUGCGGAUAACCCCGAUGCGGACUGGAUACCGCCUGUGUCGGUGCGCAUCCCGAUACCGAUGCUUUCGCUUGUCUCGUCUGCGGAGCGCGGGGACGGGAAUGAGAGUGGAAGUGAGGAUGAAGGAGAGGGUGGGAGUGCAAGAAACGCAGCGGCAGCGGCAGCGGCAAAGGAAAUGGCAGAGGCAAAGGAAAAGGAGGCAAAAGCGAUGAGACGCUUGUCGCGCAGGAGCCGGAGUCUGACGCCGAUCCCGCCCUACGAGCCACCUGCGGAUGUGUUCACGCCGCCUAGGGAGGUGUAUCUUACGCCUGUGCCCAAGUCCGUUACGAAGUCCAGGUCUGCUGCGAAGAAGCAGAAGCGCAGUCCGACGAACUCCAUUUCCACCGACAAUGGCAAUAAUGGUAACACCAGCAAAGCGAAGAAGGUGAAAGCGAAAUCGCAGCUGCGCAUCCAGGUGAAGCAGGAGAUCCCGGAUGAUAUCGAUUUGACCGCGCCGAUGCCACCGCCGAGUCCGUCGGAUGAUCCGCUGUUGUUGAGUGGGCCGGCGGAGCCUGAGUCUGAGCCUAAUCAGAUGGAGCAGGGAGAGAGAGAGGAGGAGAGGUGGAGGAGGCGGUCGUGGGUGGAGAGGAGGUUGUCGUUUUCGUUUCCUUCUAGUGAGGGCGGCGGUAGCGGUGGGGGGAAGAGGGAGGCGUCGGUGCAGGUUGAAGAUGCGGCGUCGACGGACCAUGUGGAGGCGGGAGUGGCGAUGGAGACGGGGAUGGAGAUGGAAACGGGGACGCUCCCGCCUUCGUCGCCUGAGCCGCUGCCGCUCGAUUCAGAGGAUAUGGACGCGGUGCGCACGUUCGACUUUGGGUUUGGGUUUGGUGCGGGGGGCGGGAGUAUGAAUACUGAGGAGGAGGAAGGGGAUAGUGUUAUGCAGCUUGACCCGCGCGACGCGGAUGUGUCGCCUGUGCGGCUUUUUGUGGACGCGGGCGGGGCGUGGAGUGAUAGCGAUGAUGAUGAGCCGGUGGCGGUUGGCGAGAAUGCGGCGGCGAAGGAGAAGGAGAAGGAGAAGGCGGAAGAAGAGGAAGGCGAAGGCGAGUACACGGGCCGCUGGCGGAUGACGACGGUGCGGACAAAGAUGGACCCGCCGAGCAGUGCGACGCGCGUUAGGAUGGAAGAAUGGGGCCGCCCGAUUAGUCCGUUUCCGAAAGGCGCUGUGCUUGAUUUGGUCGGUGAAGAAGAAGAAGAGAAGGAGGAGGAGGAGGUUAGGAGGUUGUCUGUUGAACCUGAGCUUGAACAUGUGUCUGUGGAAGAGGUCGGACAGAUGUCUGCCGACGAGGAUGAGGAAGAGGAAGAGGAGCGUCAAGUCCGCGAGAUGUCCAUGUCGUUUGACGACGAGCACGAUGAGGAAGAGGUUCCACGAGAACCAUCCCCAGCGCCGACGAUCAAAGACGCGUUUGAUUUUUCAGCUAUCGAGUCCCCGCAGCCUGCCCCGUCUAAAGCGAAUUAUUCGAUGGUGGAGUUGUCGCCUUCGGUGUUGAAGGCGCUUGUGGACGAUGAUGCGAGUAUGCGCGAUGCGUUUGUGUCUGGUCGGGAGGAUGAUGAUGAUGAGGAGGAGGAGGACGGGGAUGAACCUGGAUUUGUCAAGAUUACGAGCUCGGACCCGCGCGCUGCUGCACGCGCAGCUGCGAUUCUUAAACAGCAUGACUAUGAGUGUUACACCAAGAUCGCCAUGAAACGGCGCGCUUCCCAUUCGACACUUUCUGAUCCAGCGCGGUCCGCGAGGCGGAGGGAUAUCCUCUCCGCCGGAAUAUCCAAGUCCGCGUCCAAGUCCAAGUCUGUGCACAAGGGCAAUAGGAGGUCGAUGGGGGUGAUUGGAGACCGGGUCUUUAUCCCUGGGACACCUGUUAUGACACUGCCUGAGCUGUUGAAGGAGGCUGAGGAGGAGGUUUCGAUGGAGUUGCAGUUGCAUAAGAGCCCUGGUCCUGCGGCCAUGGAGCGUGUAUGGAGUGCGCGAGCACAGGCGCAGUCCGAGGUGUUGACGACGCCUGUGAUGAAUAGGCGCCGGUCGACGGUUGUUGAGGAUAAUCACCAGCACUACCACCACGAGGACAAAGGCGAGCGGGUGUGGGCUAAAGACGAUUGGAAACUCCUCGAUGCGUGUUUUACGGAGCAGCGGCUUGUUGUAGGCGCUGCGUUGGCUUUGCCCGGUGCGCACGAUACACUCGCUCUCGAUGCAAAUGCGCUUGAUGCAAAUGCACAUGAUACACUCGCGCACGAUGGAAAUGCGCUCGCGCCUGUGGAAAUGGUCGCGCUGGACGAUGUCGUCGACCGGGACAACCUACUCGAGAGAGCACGCGCACUGCAGCGCAAGCAGCGCGCCGGGAAGGUUGUGGCGCCUACUACCCCCCGUUCGUCGUUGUCGGUGUUUACGUUCGGCUUAUCACCUGCCUCUGCCUCGCGUGUCCCCGAAGCGUCAUCCGCCGCAUUAGCUCUUGGGGGAACCAGACGCACGCCAACGAUGGAAGUUCCGGAUUUUACACCGCUUGGUCGUAGACCUGGUCCGCCUCGUUUGGGUUUGGGAUCAAAGUUGGGGUCGUUGGGGUCGCGGUUGGGUGCGCCUGGUGGAUCCGGAGCGCCGUUUGCUUGUCUUGCGCUCGAGGCGAACGCGUUGGAAGAUGAUGGGAACGCGUUGGAGGAUGACAAGAGGGACGAGAGGAAGGAAAAGGAAAAGGAAAGGGGAAAGGAAAUUGAGAAAGAGAACAACAAGAACAAGAACAAGAAGAAACUCCCGCCGACACUAUUCGCACCGCGAUAUUCGCAUUUGUUGGAGGAGGCUGUGGCGGUUGGGAAAGAGGGCGUGUUGGUACAUCCGUUUCCUGUUGAGUUUCCGAGGAUGGGUUCGGAAGGGGAGGAGGAGGACCAGCGGGAAGAGGACAUGUCGUUCGCCUCCGAGUCGCAGACGUCGUUUAACGUUGAAGAUACGCACCUAUCCCAGAACCGGGACCAGGACGAAGACGAAAAUGAACAUGAAGAUGAACACGAAGAUGAAGCUCACAACAACAAGCCAAAUCCAACACUCACAAAGCGCGUAACAGGAUUCCUGUUCUCGUACCUCCCCACUCUCUCCUCCACCUCCACCUCUUCAUCAUCAUCGUUAAAGACGAAAUCCAUACCACCGCGCCCACUGCGAAAUCAUCAUCUAGGCCAAGCGCUCCCGAUGCCCCCGCCCGAGGUGCUGAAGAAGACAAGGAUGAGAGGGCCGGUUGUUACGCCUGCUAGACGACCGAUGGAGAGGGUGAGGCCGCCUAGGGAGCUUGUUAGGUUACACCCCCCUCCCCCUCCCGCUCGUCCUUCCUCUUCUUCUUCCGCUGCUGCUUCUUCUUCCGCUGGUGGACGGGGACAAGGGAAGAGGCUUGUUGAGCUGCAUCACCGCGAACUUCCCGAGAACGACAAGGAGCGGGAGAGGGAGAAGGGGAAGGGGGUGGUCCCGAGACCGAGGAGGAGCAGUGGGAGUAGUGUUAAGGAUUUGGUUUUGGGAUUUGAGACUUUGAGGAGGGCGGAGGAGGAGGCGGCGGGGGUGGGUGGGCGGGCGGGUGCGGGGGUUGGGGGGAGUAAGAUGGGACAUGGGGGCAAGGGGAAGGGAGGGAAGGGGGUGGAUGUGGUUGUUAGACCUCGGUGGAGGUUGUAA